AUGAUAAGAGCAGAAAAACAAGUUCAACUAUUUGAUGAAUUAAUGGAAAGGACGAAAAAAAAGCAUAAAAUGAUUCGUGAAUUACGUAAGCAACAAAUAAGCACGGAUACAUCAGGAAAUACAAAAUCAGCAACAAACAAAAUGGUUGAAUUAGCGGCAACACCAGAACAACUAUUUAAAACGACGAUAUCAAAUAUGGUAAUUUGCGAAUCAAUAGAUGAAUAUGGUCGAAAUAUAGCACGCAUACAAAUACCUCGAAGUAUACUUUAUGAAAAUGCUAUUGAAAUUAAAAAUUUUGAUGAUGAUGAUGAUGAUGAUGAUGACGAUGAUGAUGAUAAUGGUGAUAACAAUGAGGAAAAGAAUGAAUGCAUUACAAUCCAAUGA
This is a messenger RNA of Acanthocheilonema viteae, 384 nucleotides long. Lineage: Eukaryota; Metazoa; Nematoda; Chromadorea; Rhabditida; Onchocercidae. The record is from the annotation of a GenBank genome assembly.